Hylaeus volcanicus is the source of this 2259-nucleotide messenger RNA. RefSeq lists its product as uncharacterized. The transcript has 7 exons. NCBI's taxonomy places the organism in Eukaryota, Metazoa, Arthropoda, Insecta, Hymenoptera, Colletidae. The record is from RefSeq and is a predicted model, not a curated record. The coding region runs from base 372 to 1778 and encodes 468 amino acids.
AACAGUUAAAAAGUGUAAAUACUACUCUAAUUGUUUCUAAUUUAUUUAUGGUAACUAUUUCACACUAAUCGCAUUUAUAGUAUACAGUGAUUUAUUAAAAGUCCGAAUUUUCAAGUGUAACAAAUUUUUAAACUGACUUCCCGAUAUGCAACGGUUUGUCCUUGAAAAAAAUUUUAUCAAUCAACCUUGACUUUUUAUUUGACAGUAAUUUUUAAAAGACUGCGAUUCCGCGUGACUCUUAUAUUAAUAUUUCAAUAAUAGUUUUUUCUUCUGUAUUGCUAAUUUAGCAACUUUAUAUAUUCAAUAGUUCAAGAAAUACAUGUGAAUCACCCCAGUUUGUUACUAUAAAUUAUUUGAUCGCUCUUUAACCAAUGAUUCAUUUUGUAUAUUUCAUAACUUUUUUUUUUUUAAGUGUUCCUUAUAACCUCCGCUUCGUACUUAAUUCAAACCUCUCGGAAUGCGACUUUGCAGUAUCAAUAAGUGCUGGUACCCCCAACAAAAAAUGUCGGCAACUAUGUAAUGAUAACUCGUCCGAUUUUGAAAAAUUUUGUGUCUAUGUUGAAUAUGAUCGGGAAUCAGGUCAACUCUCGUCAGAAAACGAUAAAUGUUUUAGUUCUUACGUUCCUGGAUACUCUGAUGAAGCUUUUUCAACUAAAAAACCGCAUGAGAUGGAUAAGCUAUUUACUGAUUUGAAAGACUAUGAGAAAAACCGAAGUAAAUUACAAAUGUUGGCGUUUGUAGGUCUUUACAAACUGGGACCUAAAAGUUUUAUUGAAUGUCAGGAAAUGUGUCAAAAUGACCCACUUUGCGAAUAUUUUGUUUUUCGAUUGGUCCCUGAUGAGUAUGAAUCACCGGAUGCUCAAUACGCGCAGCGUAGAGGAUGUUUACUAAAAACAAAAAGAAGCGUUAAAGAAGCUUAUGAUAUACAGUUUAUUGUUGAAGACGGAGUUGUUGUUACGGAAGGCUAUUCAUGGGAAUUCUGCAACCUUAACAUGGGUUUUCAAUGUCGUUUUCGUGGAUAUGAUUGUCAAAUAUGUGAUGACAUUCAAAGAUGUGUUUGGAAAAGUUCUUUUUUCAUAAGUGGACCGAAAUAUUGUCCUGAAACUUUUGAAUUUUGCCCAAACCCCAAACUCCCGUUUGUACCAUCAGUUCCAACUCCCGACCCUUCAACGCCGACACCACCUACUAGCGGUUUCCCGCCGUCACCAGAUCCAAGCAGCUCAACGUCGUCACCAGAUCCAAGCAGCUCAACGUCGUCACCAGAUCCAAGCAGCUCAACGUCGUCACCAGAUCCAAGCAGCUCAACGUCGUCACCAGAUCCCAGCAGCUCAACGUCGUCACCAGAUCCCAGCAGCUCAACGUCGUCACCAGAUCCAAGCAUCUCAUCGGCGACGCCACCUGAUAACCCUUCAUCGACUUUCCCUCCAAUAGAAGCCUCCUCCACGAUCCCACCAUCAAACGACUGGACAACAGCAAAAGAGAAUGAUUCAAAUGAAAUGGAAGUUAACACAGACGAUCACGAGAAACAAGAGGACUUCAAUGAGACAAUACCUGUGAAACCACAACCUACUCAAUCGAAGAAGGGAUCUCCUAUUAUAGCUCCUGCCGUAGCUGGAGUCGUAGGCGUGGCUGCAGCCUUAGGUUUAGUAGGCAUGCGUAUGAUGUCAAGUCCAACAAUUCAAGAACCUGAAAUGUUUUUUUCCAAUAAUGAAAACGAGUAUUUUAAUGAUGAGACUCGUAAUCUUGUAGCCAAUGUCGAUAAUUCAAUGUUCACCUAGACUCUUAUAAAUAAACAUAAUAUAUGAAAGGCAAAAAAAAAUGAUUUACAUAGCCACUGUUUUUUUUUUUUUUUUUUAGAGUUGAUUUUAAUCGACAUAUGUAAAAUUAUUAUAAUUAGUAUUCAAGAUCAAAUUAUUUAAAGUAUUUGAUUUACUUUACAUAAAGUUGCACCGAUUCAAUUUUUUAGCGUAAUAACAUAGUCGGCGUUUUCCAAAACAUUGCAACAUUUGAAUUAGCAAAAUAGAGGUGAAAAAUCAAAAUACUGAAAAACUGCAACAAUAUGUUAAUGGAAAACAAGAUCCAGAGUCAAUCCGAUUCAUUUUCCAUUACAAAUGGUAAUAAUACGUAGAAAGUUAUUAUGAAGCAACAGUAAAUAUAUGAAAAAAACUCAAUAUAAAUGGACAUAUGUUUCUCAACACCAAUUAUUUCGUUACAUGAUUAUCAUUAAAAAAUUGUAAAAAUCAUUUAUAAUUUUUUUUU